AUGGCAGUGGUUGAAGAUUCCAUUUUCCAAAUGAUUGCAGACCAAACCAACAUUUCUGCUACUCAGCAGUUAGAAAAUCAUUCUAAUAUUUCUGCCUCGUCACGACUUCACCAAUGGGACCCUACAAGUUCUGCGGAAAUAAAACGUUUCUUUGGACUAAUUGCUUAUAUGGGAUUGGUGAAAAUGCCAUAUAUCAAAGAUUAUUGGAGCAGAGAUCCCAUUUUCAAAACCGAGUUUGCAUCCAUUGUGAUGCCUCGGAAUCGGUUUGAAAUACUGCUACGUAUGAUUCAUUUUGCCAACAAUGAUGAAUGCAGAGAAGGGGAUCGACUACAUAAAAUUCAAGGCCUAGUCGAUAAGCUUGUGCAGAAUUUUGAGGCUCUUUAUCAUCCUGGGGAAUCAGUGUGUGUUGACGAGUCGUUAAUUCCUUUUCGGGGCAGGCUGAUUAUGCGUCAGUACAUGAAACAAAAGCGCCAUAAAUAUGGUAUCAAAUUGUUCAAGCUUUGUACAGGACAUGGAUAUACUUUACGUCUGAAAAUAUAUGCUGGGAAAAAUCUUGAAGUACGAAAAACAACACCAACUAGCGUGGUUAUGGAACUAUGUGAAUCUGUUUUGAAUGUUGGCCGUACGGUUUACACAGAUAACUGGUACACUAGCAUCGAUCUUGCUAACAAGCUUCUCGAUAAAAAAACUCAUUUAGUGGGAACAUUGAGGAGAAAUAAAAAAAUGUGCCGAAAGAAGUAA
Molecule: messenger RNA, 741 nt
Organism: Acanthoscelides obtectus
Lineage: Eukaryota; Metazoa; Arthropoda; Insecta; Coleoptera; Chrysomelidae
Source: the annotation of a GenBank genome assembly